Molecule: messenger RNA, 954 nt
Organism: Acaulospora morrowiae
Lineage: Eukaryota; Fungi; Glomeromycota; Glomeromycetes; Diversisporales; Acaulosporaceae
Source: the annotation of a GenBank genome assembly
AUGGCAUUAACUCGUUUCGCGCUUAGAACGAAAUUUCUUUCGGAAACUAAUAUUGGCGGUUCUAAUACCAUUUUAAAAAAUCUAACGCAACAAUGUACCAAUACUCUUCCCAAAACUCUUUUCAACCGAUCGCGAACGUAUUCGAGUAGCAAUUCUCUCAGAAAACAUGUGAGAACCUCACCGUUCUUAAUCAACAACGCGUCUUCGAACCUCUUAUCAAACGCCUCCAGACUUGGUGUGAUCUAUUGUAGUCGUGGAUUGAUCACUGAACCUGGAAUGGUUGUACCUACAUUGCAUCGAGGCAUGAGAGAUCAAAUGGUAGACCAAAUGAAAAGCUACUAUAGGGAUAAUUAUAUUGCCAAUUACAACAAAGAAUUAUUGAACGAUAUUCCUUCUUGGCUCGAUGGAAUGGGUCUAAAAGGGUUGGCCCCGUAUUUCGAAGGCAAAAACUGGGAAGAAAUUAUAGAAUUGACCAGCUGGGAACAAUUGCAGGAUCUUGGGAUCAUGCGUCCUCCUCAUAGAAAAAGACUUAUUAGAAACUUUUGGAUACUUAAACGUUUUUUGGCCAAUGAACAAGGUAUUGAGUUAGAAGAGCAAGCUCGUGACAGUGCGCAUCCAAUUCCUGAGCAUAAUGAUAAAGUCGACUUUGUCUCGCUAGAAGAUCUUCCUACUAUGCUUAAUGGAAUAUACGAUGGUUUCGGAUAUUUCGCUCCACAUUUUGAAGGUCGAAAUUGGAAAGAGAUUAUAGGGAUGAACUGGGAGGAUUUGGAAGUUUUGGGUAUUAGGUCUAGAGCUGUGAGAUCCAGGAUGAUUGGAUUCUUUUGGUCCGUCAAACGCGCUUUGGCUGCUGAAAAUGGGGAACCAAUACCGAAAAAAACACGAAGGUUAGGGAUCUUUCAAAGAUACGACUCCUUCCGACACAAAAACUUAUUGCACGAUAACAAUCAAGUUUAG